Molecule: messenger RNA, 936 nt
Organism: Lineus longissimus
Lineage: Eukaryota; Metazoa; Nemertea; Pilidiophora; Heteronemertea; Lineidae
Exons: 1
Coding region: 1-936 (311 amino acids)
Biological process (GO): proteolysis
Molecular function (GO): nucleic acid binding; zinc ion binding; aspartic-type endopeptidase activity
Source: RefSeq, a predicted model, not a curated record
AUGGAAGUGCAGGAUGUUUUCGAAACUGCCGCAGACGUGCCAUUCGUAGCAGUGGCUGAGGGUGAGACUGACAAUGUGUUCAAGGCAGCCAUGAGAAAAUUGGAUGGCUACUUUCUUCCGAAGUUAAAUGAAGCGUAUGAGCACCAUGUUUUCAGACAGUUGAAACAAGAAGAGGAAACAGUAGCUCAGUUUGUUUCGAGAUUAAAGCAGCAAGCUAUCAACUGUGAAUUCGGGGAUUUAGACGCAGCUAACAAACAGAUACGUGUCCAGGUUGUGGAUGCUUGCAAGUCGUCCCAAUUAUGCCGUAAACUACUGCAAAAGGGGACGGAUUUAACUCUGGACAAUGUUUUGAGUGUGGCGAGGGCCAUGGAGGCAGUGGACCUCCAAAUGAAACGUAUUGAGGGCAAACCUGCUGAAGUAAAUCGUCUUUCCGACAGGAAACAGGAGAAGAAAUGGGGUAAACCGAGCGGUAAACCAAGUGGUAAAACGUGUUUCUGUUGCGGAAAAGAAGGCCACAUUGCCAAAGACUCCGAUUGUCCAGCUAAAAACGCGACAUGCAAUAAAUGUAAAUUUUUUGGACAUUACGCUGUAGUUUGCAAGACCAAGUCGAAUCGUAAACCAGGCGAGAAACCAGGAAGAGGGCAAGAAAAUGGAGAUAAGCGCGACAAAAAGAGGAAACCCGUACAUUUCGUUGGGACAGCAACAGAGGACGAUGAAUACUCAUUCACAUUAUACCAAGGCGCCGAGAGCAAUAAAGGUGUAAUAGAUGUCAAAGUUGGUGGUGUUUUCGUGCGCGUUUUGAUUGACUCUGGGUCGACAGCAAACGUCAUCGAUAGCGCAACGUGGAAAUACUUAAAAAAACAGUGUGUGAAAUGUGUUAGUGAACCAACUGCGAAACGUUUGUAUCCGUAUGUUUCAAGCGAACCUUUGAAUUAG